AUGGGCAUUGGAACUGAAGGUACACUUACCUUGCAGGGCAGUGACGGGAUGGGCAUUGGAACUGUAGGUACACUUACCUCGCAGGGCAGUGACGGGAUGGGCAUUGGAACUGUAUGUACACUUACCUCGCAGGGCAGUGACAUGAUGGGCAUUGGAACUGAAGGUACACUUACCUUGCAGGGCAGUGACGGGAUGGGCAUUGGAACUGUAGGUACACUUACCUCGCAGGGCAGUGACGGGAUGGGCAUUGGAACUGUAGGUACACUUACCUCGCAGGGCAGUGACGGGAUGGGCAUCGGAACUGAAGGUACACUUACCUCGCAGGGCAGUGACGGGAUGGGCAUUGGAACUGUAGGUACACUUACCUCGCAGGGCAGUGACGGGAUGGGCAUUGGAACUCCUUUAGUUCAGCCCAGACAUCUUGGCUCAUCUCCAUGUUUUAUGUUUUACGCGACCUAG
Molecule: messenger RNA, 459 nt
Organism: Dreissena polymorpha
Lineage: Eukaryota; Metazoa; Mollusca; Bivalvia; Myida; Dreissenidae
Exons: 1
Coding region: 1-459 (152 amino acids)
Source: RefSeq, a predicted model, not a curated record